Penicillium canariense is the source of this 4044-nucleotide messenger RNA. RefSeq lists its product as uncharacterized. Lineage: Eukaryota; Fungi; Ascomycota; Eurotiomycetes; Eurotiales; Aspergillaceae. The transcript has 8 exons. Gene Ontology annotation, cellular component: cytosol. Gene Ontology annotation, molecular function: 5-oxoprolinase (ATP-hydrolyzing) activity. Bases 1 to 4044 code for a protein of 1347 amino acids. Gene Ontology annotation, biological process: glutathione metabolic process. The record is from RefSeq and is a predicted model, not a curated record.
AUGGACCCUGCCCAGGCGCACAGCAUGAUCGCUCUCGCUCCGACCUACUGGAUGGUGCCGCAUCGACCGCACCGUACCCCCGUCAUGUCUCCCCAUAAGUUAGAUGGCCCAAGCAUAAAGAUCGCCAUCGAUCGCGGCGGUACUUUCACCGAUUGUCUCGGCAUCGUCGAGGGUCGCGACGAGGAGAUCGUUGUUAAGCUACUCUCUCAAGACCCGGCCAACUAUGCCGAUGCUCCCAUUGAAGGUAUUCGGCGUAUCCUCGAGCAGGCCACGGGCAAAAUAUUCCCUCGCGACCAACAGCUUACAACAGCGGACUUCUCCAAUGUUAGCAUUCGCAUGGGAACAACAGUAGCCACAAACGCUUUGCUUGAACGAAAAGGAGAACGGCAUGCACUCCUAAUCACCAAAGGAUUCAAAGAUGCUCUGCGCAUCGGAACUCAAUCGCGUCCAAAGUUGUUUGCGCUGAACAUCGAACGGCCUGAUGUGUUGUACGAGGACGUUGUUGAAGUUGAAGAGCGCGUCACAAUUGAAGAUUACCAGCAAAAUCCUAUGCCCGAUAAGGAUAGUCUUCAAAACGCCUUGCAGUCAGACUCAUGCCUGAAGCGAGGGGUCAGUGGUGAGGUGGUUCGCAUCCUGGAGCCACUUGACGAGGAAAGAACAAGGCAGAGCCUUCGGGAACUGUAUGAGAAAGGCUACCGCUCAAUUGCAGUCUGCCUGGUGCAUUCAUACACAUUCCAAGAGCAUGAGCUGGCAAUUGAGCGCAUUUCCAGGGAGAUCGGAUUCACGCAAAUCUCUUUGUCCAGCCAGCUACUUCCAAUGAUUAAGAUGACCUCGCGGGGUGCCUCAGCUACUGCGGAUGCCUAUCUGACACCUGUAAUCCAGCGAUAUAUUGAAGGAUUCCGGUCCGGAUUCAAGGAUGGACUGCGGGCAGCAGACACACGCUGCGAAUUCAUGCAGAGCGAUGGCGGCUUAGCUAAUUUCGAAAAAUUCACUGGUCUCCGAGCAAUUUUGUCGGGACCUGCAGGUGGCGUUGUGGGGUACGCAGGGACAUCUUUUGAUGAGACAGAUAGGAAACCUGUUAUCGGUUUCGAUAUGGGCGGUACCAGUACUGAUGUCUCUCGUUACGAUGGCAAGCUGGAGCACACUUUCGAAAACACCAUCUCAGGUGUGACGGUGAUGGCACCCCAGUUAGAUAUCAACACAGUAGCCGCAGGUGGUGGUAGUAUUCUCUUCUGGCGCCACGGGCUGUUCGUUGUUGGCCCCGAGUCUGCAGGUGCUCAUCCGGGACCAGCUUGCUAUCGCAAGGGUGGGCCUCUGACAGUGACUGAUGCCAAUCUGUUCCUUGGACGUCUUCUUCCGGAAUACUUCCCCAAGAUCUUUGGUUCUGGCGAGAAUGAGCCACUUGAUGUUGGGGUUACGCGACUAAAAUUCAGCGAAUUGGCAAAUCAAAUCAAUGCAGAGACAAACCAGAACAAGACACCGGAGGAAAUUGCUCUAGGCUUUAUUGAAGUCGCGAACGAAUCUAUGGCGAAGCCUAUUCGCGCUCUUACAGAGGCCCGGGGAUAUGACACCUCCGCGCACAAUCUUGCAUGCUUCGGCGGUGCCGGUGGACAACAUGCUUGUGCCAUUGCCUCCUCACUAUCUAUCGGGACAGUCAUCAUCCACCGAUACUCAUCUAUCUUGUCGGCAUAUGGAAUGGCUCUCGCAGAUGUUGUUCACGAGGCCCAAGAGCCAGCAUCCGGUGUUCUGGACCAAACAGCAAUGCAAAGCAUUGCUCUGCGUAUUUCUGCGCUGAAAUCUAGAGUUAGCACUGCCUUGAGCACUGACGGAAUUGACGAGACUCAAAUUCAGCAUGAAGUCUACCUCAACCUGCGCUACCAGGGCACCGAUAACACCCUUAUGGUCCUAGAGCCUGAGCACGGAGACUUUCUUACCGAGUUUGUCAGAGAGCAUCAGCGUGAAUUUUCAUUCACUUUCCCCGGUCGCAACAUCUUGGUUGAAGAUAUUCGCGUUCGUGGAGUUGGAAAGGCUACCUCAGUUGCUCCUGAAGCUCCCCAGAGAGAGCUCAAGUCAACUGUAAGAAUCCCAGUUGCACCUGAGAAACACGACGAUGCUUCAUCUGUGUUCUUUGCGGGCGUAGGUCGGGUAACCACACCGGUCUUCUUCCUGAACAAUUUGCCGCCAGGAAGUUUCAUUCAGGGCCCAGCGAUGAUCAUCGACAACACCCAAACUAUCGUUGUUGAACCUAAUGCGACUGCCACAAUUCUGUCCCGCCAUGUCAUUCUGGACGUGAAAUCAUCAAAGACGCAAGCUUACGAUGCUACAGUGGUAGAUCCAAUCAAGCUAUCCAUUUUUGGUCACCGUUUCAUGUCGGUGGCGGAUCAAAUGAGUCGCAUGUUCCAGAAGACCUCGGUUUCGACAAAUAUCAAAGAGCGGUUGGACUUUUCUUGUGCGGUCUUCUCCCCCGAUGGAAAGUUGGUUGCCAAUGCUCCGAAUGUACCUGUACAUUUGGGAAGUAUGGAAUAUGCCGUUCGGUAUCAGCACGAGCAAUAUGGCGAUGAUUUGAAGCCCGGGGAUCAUAUUCUGACAAACCAUCCUCUUGCUGGAGGCACCCAUCUCCCUGAUAUUACCAUCAUAACGCCAGUCUGGGACAACCAGGGUAGAAACAUCAUUUUCUACGUUGCAUCUCGGGGUCACCAUGCUGAAAUUGGCGGUAUUGCCCCUGGAUCUAUGCCAUCAGAUAGCAAGAUGCUCUACGAAGAAGGUGCCAUGACGAUGGGCUUCAAAGUUGUCUCCGAAGGACGCUUUGACGAGGCUAUCGUUCGCAAAUUCCUCUAUGAUGAGCCAGCUUCCUAUCCCGGUUGCAGCGGCACCCGCACUUACAAUGACAAUGUCUCUGAUUUAAAGGCAGCCAUCGCCGCCAACCACAAAGGAGCCCAGCUCUUAGAGGGGCUGGUGACGGAGAAUACUUUGGAGGUGGUACACUUCUAUAUGGAUGCGAUCAAGCGUAACGCUGAGGUAGCUGUCCGCGAGCUUUUGAAGUCUAUUGGUCGCAAGAAACCGAAUCAGUCUUUGCAAUUUUCUGAUUUCAUGGAUGAUGGCACUGAGAUAAAACUUGAGAUCCGCAUUGAUGCUGAAACCGGCUCGGCCGAUUUCGACUUCACGGGAACAGGUCGCGAAACUUUCAACUGUCUCAAUGCGCCCAAGGCUAUUGCUCAUUCCGCUAUUAUCUAUAGCUUGCGUGCUCUGAUUGAUGUGGAUAUUCCAUUGAACCAGGGCUGUCUCGCCCCUAUCAACGUCAUUAUUCCCCCGGGGACACUUCUCAACCCGUCUGGACACGCCGCUGUCUGUGCAGGCAACCCGAUCACCUCACAGCGCAUCACGGACGUUGUGUUAGGAGCGUUUGGCGCCUGUGCUGCUUCUCAAGGUUGCUGCAAUAUCAUCUCCUUUGGCAUGGGUGGUGUUGAUCCAAAGACCGGCCUCGAGGUUCCUGGAUUUGGUGUUGGCGAGACUAUUUGUGGUGGCUCAGGCGCUGGUGCGUCCUGGCAUGGCACCUCUGGCGUGCACGUACAUAUGACCAAUACGCGCAUCACCGAUGCUGAAGUCUAUGAGCUGCGGUAUCCGGUAAUCCUGCGUCAAUUUUCGAUCCGCACUGGAUCUGGGGGCCAAGGACGCUUCCGUGGCGGCGAUGGAGUCAUCCGUGAGCUAGAAUUCCGCAUGCCACUAUCGGUAUCUAUGCUUAGUGAGCGACGGGUCUACCGGCCGUAUGGUUUGGAAGGGGGCGGUCCUGGCCAGGCGGGUCUGAAUCUAUACCUGAAGAAGGAGCUGGAUGGCGCGGAGAGAAUAAUCAACAUUGGUGGUAAGAUGGAGCUUGAGGUGCAGUCGGGAGAACGGAUCAUUAUUCACACGCCGGGCGGCGGUGGUUGGGGGACUCCAUCAGAUGGGACAGAAACGAAUCCCAGCAAGCAUCCUGGAAAUACAUCGACUUUCCAGGUACGGGGCAGUGUACAUGCCUUUAGCCAGACUGCAGAGGCAGCAUCUUAA